AAGCGCGCGCUCUCUCUCUCUAGCUCUUUCUCUUUCUCUCUCUGCUCCUCUCGAGCACUUUCUCUCUCUCUCUGAGCUCUUUCUCUCUCUGCAAACGUCUAGCGUAUCUCUUGUGCUCUGUUUUAGAUUUAGUGAAAAUGAGACUGAUUCACAAGAAUCUCAUCCCUAAUGGAGCCGGUAGUGCCAAGAUGAUCCCCGAGGAUACCGAUGAGCUAUGGCAGGUUUAUAAUCUCAUAUCUAAGGGCGACAGGGUUAGGGCUGUGACUGUAAGGAAAGUCCAAAAGGACGUGGGAUCUGGAAAAAGGAAUGUUUGUCGCAUGAAAUUCAAGAUAGAGGUUGAAGUUGAGGGGGUGGAUUAUGAUAGUGUGGGAUCGGUUUUACGUGUACGUGGUAAGAACAUUAUAGAGAAUGAACACGUGAAGAUUGGUUCUUUUCAUACACUUGAAAUUGAUUCUUUUCAUACACUUGAAAUUGAGCAGCAUCGACCUUUCAUUUUAAGGAAGGAUGUUUGGGAUUCUGUAACAUUAGAUGUCCUCAAUCAAGCAUGUUAUCCUGCUGCAAGUGCUGACCUAGCAGUAGUUUUGAUGCAAGAAGGAUUAGCACAUAUCUUUCUAAUCGGCAAAAGUGUGACGACAACUCGCACAAGAAUAGAAGUUACAAUUCCCCGAAAGCAUGGCCCUGGUAUUGCUAGUUAUGAAAAGGCUUUGACAAAGUUCUUUGAGAGGGUAUUGCAGGCCCUUCUAAAUGACAUUGAUUUCAAGGUCAUCCUUUGUGUUGUAAUUGCGAGUCCAGGCUUCACAAAGGAUCAAUUCCACAAAUACAUGUUGUUAGAGGCAAAAAGGCAAGAUCUGCAUUCACUAAUAGAGAAUGAAUCAUGUAUUCUGCUUGCACAUUCGACCUCAGGGUACAAACACAGUUUAAAGGAAGUUUUUGAUGCUCCAAAUGUUAUGGCUUUAAUAAAAGAUACAAAGGCUGCUCAGGAGAUUCAAGUACUCAAGGACUUCUUCAACAUGCUUUCAAAGGAUCCUGAUCGUGCAUGCUAUGGACCUAAGCAUGUUGAGUUUGCCCAUGAGAGAAUGGCGGUUCAAACACUUCUUGUAACCGAUGACUUAUUCCGAAAUUCGAACAUUCCAAUAAGGCAGAAAUAUGUCAAUCUGAUUGAUUCAGUCAAAGAAUCUGGGGGCACGGCACAUGUAUUCUCAACGAUGCACGUUUCAGGGAAACAAUUAGCAGAACUUACAGGUGUGGCUGCUAUAUUACGGUUUCCCUUGCCCGACUUGGAUGAUAUUGAGAUGUAAUCGAGGCAAGAAGAAGCACGCUCUUAACACAACCAAACAUACUAUCAACACAACCAUUAUACACUGGUUUUUUAGAGAUUUUUUAAUCGGAUUUCACAACACUGGUUUUUUAGAGAUUUUUUAAUCAGAUUUUACCACCCCUUAGAGGAAGGGCCAAGUAAGGGGGACGAGUAGGAGAAAUAGAAGGGCCAAGCAAGGGGGACAAACUUUUCGAUUGCUCGUUUGAGAACUACGAUCUUUAGCUUUGCAACUCUAAAGCAUUUCCUUGUAUCUGAGAAGAACUUCCAGAAAGCUUGAUCUGAAUAAAUCAGAUUUUUUCUUCUUAUAUGUAUUCCAUUAAAUAUCAAAUGGGUAUAUAAAUAUUUAUUUUGCA
This is a messenger RNA of Amborella trichopoda, 1671 nucleotides long. Its product is annotated as protein PELOTA 1. Gene Ontology annotation, cellular component: cytoplasm. The record is from RefSeq and is a predicted model, not a curated record. Gene Ontology annotation, biological process: nuclear-transcribed mRNA catabolic process, no-go decay; nuclear-transcribed mRNA catabolic process, non-stop decay; nonfunctional rRNA decay. NCBI's taxonomy places the organism in Eukaryota, Viridiplantae, Streptophyta, Magnoliopsida, Amborellales, Amborellaceae.